AUGCAGACAGCCAUCUUAGAGGUCAGCACAGCAGCGGCUCAAACAUGGGUAGUGCAAGGGAACUUCGACCUCGCAGUCGCUGGGGCACUCUACGCCACGAGGACAGCCGAAAUGCUCUUUGGGGCAGACUCCUUAGAAGUCGUUCAUCCUCAACUUCUUCUUGCACAGAUCUACUUGGGGCUGCAACAGCUGCAUUCAGCAGAAGAAUUGUUAAACAUGGCAGAACGCGGACUCGCCAAACACCCAGAGGCCGGCCGUUCUGCUCGCUGUAGCCUCUACAGGAACUUCGGGCGGCUCUAUGCUUGUCAGAGCAAAUAUGAUGAGGCUCUCCGUGCUUGCGCAAUGGAUGUGUACUGCGCCGCCUGCGAGUUUGGCCCCACGAGCUUCCGUAUGGUGCCUUCUUUCUUUAACAUGGUAGGCCUCUCUGUUCAGGUGUUGAACAUAACCGACUUAGAAAUCCAGGAAGCCAUGGAAACCGUGCGCCAAAUCAUUGAGUACUCAAAAGGCAAUCAUUCAGAUUCCCCUGAGCUUCACUGUAUGGCCCUUUGCGCAAUGGGUCUCAUUCAUGCUCAGAUAAGUGAACUCGAAAAAGCCGAAAGCUAUAUCCAACAGGCAGAGACCAGAACCCUUGCCGAAACCCAAGAGGCAGAUGCUUUGGUGGAGGACUGGUCAGCUCGCCAGGAAGCCCAAGACGAAGCUGAAGAGAAAGCAGAGGUGGCUAUUGAAGAGGCCACCCAUGUUGCAGCAGAAGCAGCAGAGGCCGCAGCACCAGGUGACCCCCAAUUCUUCUCAAAGUCUCUUGUUGAGUAG
Molecule: messenger RNA, 810 nt
Organism: Eimeria acervulina
Lineage: Eukaryota; Apicomplexa; Conoidasida; Eucoccidiorida; Eimeriidae
Exons: 8
Coding region: 1-810 (269 amino acids)
Molecular function (GO): protein binding
Source: RefSeq, a predicted model, not a curated record